Heterobasidion irregulare TC 32-1 is the source of this 2115-nucleotide messenger RNA. RefSeq lists its product as uncharacterized. Gene Ontology annotation, molecular function: oxidoreductase activity. The transcript has 3 exons. Lineage: Eukaryota; Fungi; Basidiomycota; Agaricomycetes; Russulales; Bondarzewiaceae. The coding region runs from base 1 to 1950 and encodes 649 amino acids. The record is from RefSeq and is a predicted model, not a curated record.
AUGUCCACCGCUCUCAGAGGCUGGCACCCGGGCGAAGUCAACAUCCAACGCAAGCUUUCGUUUGACAGUCUGAUGGCGAUGGCCUGGUCGUGGAUAUCUGCCGAUAUGCCAGAGGAGCAUCGCAUGUUCUACACUCGACACCUCCCAUUUGUCCCGGUUACGACACUCGACGCCCGUGGGCGUCCGUGGGGAAGCAUCCUUGCGAGCAAGAACGGCACACCGGGAUUCAUGCACAGCCCGAUGGAGACGGUGCUCCAGAUCGAGGCCCAGACUUGGGAGGGUGAUCCGUGGACGGACAAUCUGGGAAACUGGUUGGAAGGGGAAAAGGGCAAGUUUUUGUUGGCGGGAAUUGGUAUUGAAUUCGGUACGCGGAGAAGGAACAAGUUUGCUGGUUGGAUGACGGAUGUUCGGGAGAAUGGGGAGAAGGGGUAUUCCCUCAGCCUUGAAGUUAAUCAGGCCAUCGGAAAUUGCCCAAAAUACAUCAAUAUUCGAGACUUGGUGCCGUACCCGGACACUCACCCUAAGGUCGUCUACCGGAAACUUCAUCUCAACGAUGGCGAGCGUCUUUCGGAGGAUAUCAUCUCCUUUAUCAAAGAGGCUGACACUGUCUUCCUCGCGACGUCCUACACAGCGAAGCAGGAGAACGCGGUACGGUUUCCUUCGCAUGUUGGUAUGAAUCAACGUGGCGGUCGCGCUGGUUUUGUGCGUGUCAAGCCUUCAGAUGGCCGCACAGUCGUACUGCCCGAUUACUCAGGUAUUCGCAACCGCCUCCUAACGUCCCUCGGGAAUAUUGAGGCUACGCCGCUCGCUGGUCUCACCAUACCCUCCUUCAGCACAGGCACGCUCCUCUAUCUCACUGGAGACGCCACGAACCUUGUCGGCGACGACGCGCGCGCGCUAAUGCCGCGUCAGAGUGUUCUCACGACCAUCCGCGUCACAGGCUACACGCUUGUGCGCGACGCGCUUCCCGUCCGACAGCGCCCUGGGAGCAGCCCCGUGCGCAGCCCAUACAGUCCGCCCAUCAAGCAUCUGCGCGAGGAGCAAGCGCCUGGCACGCGCCUGAUAGAGGGCACGGAGCUCACCGCGGUAAUGCGCAAGAUCGAGCUCCAUAGCGACUCCAUCGCGACGUUCACCUGGGAUGUCAACGGCCCGGCUGUCGAGAUCGCACCGGGACAGACAGUGAUCCUCGGGUUCGCAGACCUCUUUGGCACCCCCGCAUAUCAGCACAUGGCUCCGCACGCACCUGCGUCCGUCAACGACGACCGAGUGCGCACAUGGACCGUCUCCUCCGCACACAAUGGCACCGAGGGCGCAACGUCCUUUGAGUUGACAAUGCGCGUGAAGCCUGGUGGCCUCGUGACUGGUGCCCUGUUCUCGAUAGCGCACAAGCUGCGGGCGGCAAGGCCAGACAUCCUCGCAGACGCUCGCCCUUUGCAACUUUGUGCGACGCUGCUCGGCGUCAGCGGCACAUUUGCUCUGCCCUUAGUUGGCUCCCCUUCCUCUCGUGCGACCUCUGGCGCGCUGCGCUUCCUGUGGAUCGCGGGUGGUAUUGGUGUCACGCCGUUCUUGAGCAUGCUCGCCGCGCUUACGCAGGGGCGCCGUGCGGCCGACGUCGAGCUCGUGCUUGCCACGCAUGAGCCAAGCGUGCUCAUCCCGCUAGUCCUGCGUGCGGCCUAUUCGGACGCUGCUGUAGAGGGUCUUCGUAUCCGAAUUGAUAUCUUUGCGACGCGCGACGUUCCGGUGGAGAAGUCCCCUUCGGUCCCGCCGCAUGUGCAGCUCCGGCUACACGGUGGGAGGAUACCGGGUGCCUUCUGGGCAGAAUCGGUGGAUGUCAAGAAGAAAGACGUGUAUGUAUGUGGCCCGCACGAGUUUGAGGAGACUGUGUUGGAGGGUUUACGGGCUGCAGGGCUUGAUACGAACACGGUGAAGAGGGAGGCGUUUGAGUAUUGAGAUUUGAAGCAUGAGUCGUGUUCGUCACCGAGGUGUGCAGGUCGCUUGGUAAAUUGUCUCAUGUUACUUUGUAUCACUAAAGCCAUGUUCGAGCCAUCAUUGAUGUUGAAUUUAUGCCUGUCUAGAUACAGAUUUUCAAGAUUCCGAGGACGGUUCUUUCCUUUC